Arabidopsis lyrata subsp. lyrata is the source of this 1581-nucleotide messenger RNA. RefSeq names its product U-box domain-containing protein 4. The record is from RefSeq and is a predicted model, not a curated record. Lineage: Eukaryota; Viridiplantae; Streptophyta; Magnoliopsida; Brassicales; Brassicaceae. Gene Ontology annotation, molecular function: protein binding. The transcript is spliced from 2 exons. The coding region runs from base 109 to 1506 and encodes 465 amino acids.
UUCCAAACAAAACAAACUAUAAAAAAAAAAAAACAGAACAAAACUCUCUCUCUUUCUCUCUUUCUCUCUCUCUUGUUUCCUCAAGCUCUAUAGAACUGAUCGGCGAUAAUGGCAAAGUGUCACCGUAACAAUGUAGAUUCUCUUAUCCUUCACCGUAUACCCUCCGCUUCUUCUUCUUCUUCCUCCGCCUCCGGAAACACUUUCUCCGGAUCAUCAUUGCGCAGGAUCAUCUUCGACGCAAUUAGCUGCGGCGGUAGCUCUCGUUACCAACGUGAACUCCGAGAAGAAGACGACGAAGAUGCUUCCAAAUCGAUAACAAUCGGAGAGGAUUUAGCAAGGAAAUCAGAGAAGCUUUGUGAUCUGUUAAACUUAGCGGUGAUAGAGAGUGUUGUUGAGACGAAGAAGAAGGAGGAAACACUUGAGAUUCUAAAACGUGUUGUUAGAGAUUUACAAGUGGAGGCGGAGACGGCGGAGAAGAAAAUAGUGGCGGCUAGUGAGGUUAGGUUGUUAGCAAAAGAUGAUACGGAGGCGAGAGUGACACUUGCGAUGCUCGGUGCGAUUCCACCGUUGGUUAGUAUGAUCGACGACGACGAUUCACAAAUCGCUUCGCUUUACGCUCUUCUCAAUCUCGGAAUCGGCAAUGAUGUGAACAAAGAAGCCAUUGUUAAAGCAGAAGCUGUUCACAAAAUGCUGAAGCUAAUUGAGUCAUCAAAGCCUCCAAAUCAAGCGAUUUCGGAGGCUAUUGUCGCGAAUUUCCUAGGGCUAAGCGCAUUAGAUGCCAAUAAACCGAUCAUCGGUUCCUCGGGUGCAAUUAUCUUUCUAGUGAAAACUUUGAAAAACUUCGAGGAAACUAGCAGCUCACAAGCUAGAGAAGACGCUCUUCGAGCUCUUUACAACCUUUCAAUCAAUCAACAAAACGUUUUCUUCAUCCUUGAAACAGAUUUGAUUCCAUAUCUCUUGAACACAUUGGGAGACAUGGAAGUAAGCGAGAGGAUUCUCGCCAUCUUAACCAAUGUGGUAUCCGUCCCUGAAGGACGGAAAGCGAUAGGGGGUGUGGUUGAAGCGUUUCCUAUAUUGGUAGAUGUACUGAAUUGGAAUGAUUCAAUAAAAUGUCAAGAGAAAGCAAUUUACAUCCUUAUGUUAAUGGCUCAUAAAGGGUAUGGAGAUCGGAAAGCGAUGAUCGAAGCGGGUAUUGAAUCUUCAUUGCUUGAACUAAUACUUGUAGGAAGUCCAUUGGCGCAAAAGCGAGCCUCAAGGGUACUAGAGUGUUUGAGAAUGGUGGACAAAGGGAAGCAAGUCUCAGCUCCGGUUUAUGGAAUAUCUUCUUCUUCUUCAUUGGGUAGAGAGAGAGGUCAUGAUCUAAGGAUGAGUGAUGAGAGAAAAGCAGUGAAGCAGUUAGUGCAACAGAGUUUACAAAGCAACAUGAAGAGGAUUGUGAAGAGAGCUAAUUUACCACAUGACUUUGUUACUACUUCACAGCAUUUCUCAAAGAGCUUAACUUUCUGAAUCCAAGAAACAAAGUUUGUAUCAUUGUUAAUCGUUUUCCAAUAAAAUUUGUUACUAGGAAAUAUUCUAGAAGAA